GGUGUGACUGAAGCAAGAUAAGCACCAAUGGCAGCAGGUGUGGUCAAAAGCUUGUCUGACUUUCGGCCAGCUCCGAGCUUCCAGCUCUCUUUUCUAAAUCUGGGUCUUCACCAGGACAUGGACUUCCAGGAAACGUCGGAUGAAGAGGUGGAGGAGGAGGAGGAGGAGGAGGAGGAGGAGGAUGAAGUUCGGGAGGCAGGAUCAACUGACCCUGAGGACUGCCCCUCACCUACCCCUGAUACACACAUGGCCCAGACCACACUACAGCUGCUGAGAUUCACCCAGAUCAUCAACACUGACAUUCAGAGGUAUUUCGGACGGAAGAGCAAAGACGAUGACCCCGAUUCUUGUAACAUUUACGAGGACAGGUUUUAUUCAGGUAAAUCGGGUAGAGAGCUGUACUACGCUGACCUGAUCAAAGUUGCACAAGAUGGCGAGCAGGACGAGGAGGAAUUGCGUGCGACUGCACAUCCUCCCAGAGACAUAGACACCCUGGCUCUGAAGCACGUGUGUAACAGGGAAAGCAUCCAACAACUGGGACCCCUGGCUGAACUGUUUGAGUAUGGUUUACACAAAUACAUGAAACCCACGGCCGUGAGGAGGAGAGACAACAGGAGGCAGAAAGUGGAUCAGAAACAUGCCCACGUUGUCCCGAUGCACAGGCGAAGGCUGCCUUCAUCAUUCUGGGAAGAGCCUAUCUCUCCUCUCCCUGCCUGCACCCUGCACACCAGCACACCAGAUUUCAGUGAUCUUCUGGCCAACUGGACUUCAGAGUCAAAUGGACCUGAACUCCAGGUUGGGAGAGAAAUCUCCACUGAAAUAAACAGGCAAGUGCUGGAAUCAGAGACCUACCAACUUGUAUAGACCAGACCACACACCAUCCAUGCACCUGUUAUUAACCCUUUCAGCGCCAGUGU
Messenger RNA from Amblyraja radiata (thorny skate), 917 nucleotides. RefSeq names its product proline and glutamate rich with coiled coil 1 (gene percc1). The transcript has a single exon. The coding region runs from base 28 to 864 and encodes 278 amino acids. The record is from RefSeq and is a predicted model, not a curated record. NCBI's taxonomy places the organism in Eukaryota, Metazoa, Chordata, Chondrichthyes, Rajiformes, Rajidae.